AUGCACGACGCAGGAUCAGCCUCACAUGACGCGCCAUCUGCCCCACCAGCCGAUACGUUCGCAUCUGAUCACCAUCACCACCACCUCUCUCACCAUGAUCCACCCGUCCAUGUCCCGCCUCACGAAGAUCCGCCCUACGAUGAGCCUCCACCUUCGUACGACGACGCCGUUGGCACAACGGGUGCGCCGCCGGGCUAUGGCACAUUCCGCCCGUAUACCGAUGAAUCCUCGAUAGCAAGCAGCGAAGUCGAAUCCACUCAUCGCGCUCUACCAGAAUGGUUCGGACAGGCACUGGUCGUAUUCGUCUUCCUAUGCCUCAUAUACGGAUUUUGGGAAUUCAUCAACGCGCCUGAUGUACCUCCUGACCCGUGGCCCGGCCAUGGGCGGUUCAGACCGUCCGGUACUUGA
Alternaria rosae is the source of this 408-nucleotide messenger RNA. RefSeq lists its product as uncharacterized. The transcript is spliced from 2 exons. Bases 1 to 408 code for a protein of 135 amino acids. Lineage: Eukaryota; Fungi; Ascomycota; Dothideomycetes; Pleosporales; Pleosporaceae. The record is from RefSeq and is a predicted model, not a curated record.